AUGGCUGACAUUCAAACUGAAGGAGUCGUAGCUGCUGCAAAGAACCGUUUGCAGGUUAUAAAGGGCUUAGAGGAUGUAGAAGUGUCUGAAUGCGAAAGUUGCUCCUUUGAAGUGACUCUUAACCUGGCAUACAUUGAGGGUGUGUGGUGUCGGGACGGGCUGCUGCUCAAGUCCAGGCCCAACUGUCGGAUAAGCACUCAUGGCAAAAGACACUCCCUCACUCUCACCAGGGCAUCUCUGGCUGAUGCUGGACUUCUGCAGUUUCAGGCCAACGGUGUUCAGUCGUCCUGCAAACUCAGUGUCAGAGCCAGAGAUAUACAGAUUACCAAAGAGUUGGAGGAUGUGGACAUAGUGGAGCGUCAGCAGGUGACAUUUCUGUGUGAGGUCAACCAGGUGGAUGUGGAGGCUCGGUGGUACAGGAAUGACUGCAGAAUACGGGCUGGAGACAACAUAAAGAUCCGACACCAAGGAAAAACCCAUAUUCUAAUUUUGAAGUCUGUACGGCCUGAGCAUGCUGGAAAGAUACAAUUUACAGCUGAGCGUGUGUCUUCAUAUGCAACACUCACAGUUAAAGAACUUCCAGUUCAAAUAAUUCGGCCUUUAAGAGUCAAAAUAGCCAUGUAUCGCCAUAGAGGUUUGCUGGAGUGCCAAGUGUCACGACCUAAUGCUCUGGUCAGAUGGUACAAGAGUGGCAGGGAGCUGCUGCCCAGUAAGAAGUACCAACUCAUCAGUCAGGAUAUCUACAGACAGCUGACCAUUGACAAUAUCUGCUCCUCUGAUGAGGACACAUACACUUGUGAUGCAGUAGAUGAUAAAACAUCCUGCCAGCUUUUUGUUGAAGAGCAGGCUAUCACCAUAGUAAAAGGAAUGAGGUCAGUGGAGGUAAUGGAGCCAAAGCCUGCUCGCUUUAAAGUGGAAACAAAUAUUAAAUCAGUAAGACCUCCGAGAUGGACCCUCAAGAGUGAUGAUCUCGAGCAGAGCGAUGUUGUGGACAUCAGCAGAGAUGGCACAAUUCACAGCCUUUGCCUCGCCUCUACCGACAGCUCAAUGUCUGGUACUGUAGUUUUUGUCGCAGGAAAGAGUAAAUCCACUGCAGAACUUACUGUGAAAGAGAGGCCUCUUCAGGUGGCUCGUCAUCUGAAUGAUGUAGAGGCCAAAGAGAAUGGCACAGUCUCCUUGAAUUGUGAAUUUUCCCCGUCUCCUCGAGUCAUCCACUGGUUUAAAGGGCGUACAGCUUUAAAGACCUCCAACAAAUACAGCAUGAGGAGAGAAGGGAAACGAGCUGAGCUCACCAUUCAUGGCCUGGCUGCUGUUGAUGCCGGACAGUACCGCUGUAUGGCCGGAGGUGCACAGACUGCUGGAAAUGUCAAGGUAGAAGUACGAACGCUUAAAUUUGUAAAAGACCUUGAGGCUGUGGUGAUUGAGGAGGAGGGUUCAGCCAGAUUCUCAUGUGAGCUCAAUUAUGUUGUUGGCAAUGUCGAAUGGCUCCUGAACAAUAUCCGCCUUAUUUCGAAUUCUAUGAACAAGAUUCAGCACAUGGGCACAAUCCAUAGUCUUACUAUUUUCAAGCCUCGCCCUCAAGACAGCAGAAUCACAUUCAAAGCAGGCCCUCUUUCUCAGACAACAAAUCUCAAAGUUAAAGAACGUCCAGCAGUGUUCUUGAGGUCACUAGAAGACGUAUCCGGGGAAGAGCAAGGCGAGGUUUGUUUCCAGUGUGAAGUAUCCAAAGAGUCUGUGUGUCCAGUUUGGAAAAAGGAUGGUGUGGUUCUGAUAUCCGAUAACAAUCAUGAGAUCCUGCAGUUUGGAAAGUCCCUUUCAUUAGUCAUUCACUCACUUUGCAAGGAAGAUACAGGAAACUAUACAUGUGAGCUUGGCACCAGCAAAACGAAGGCUCGGCUCAUAGUCCAUGAUUUACACAUAUCAAUUGUUCAACGACUGAAGACCUCUGCUGUAUUGGAAGGAGAAAACUGUACAUUUGAGUGUGUUCUUUCUCACAAUCUUCCUGAUGAACCAUGUUGGACUAUCAAUGGUCAGAUAGUAGAGAGCAACAGUCGAAUUCAGCUUGAACAGAAUGGCCGCCAAUACAAGUUGACCAUCAGUGAAGCCAUUCUAUCUGAUGCUGGAGAUGUUGUUUUCACUCUGCAUGAUCUAAGCUGUAGAACCAUGCUUUUCGUCAAAGAGAAACCAGUGCACAUCUUCAGAGAUCUGCUAAAUGUCAAGGCAGUACCAGGUGAAGAUGCAGAGCUGAGUUGUGAGAUCACAAAGCCUGAGGUCACCACACACUGGCUCAAAAAUGGCCGCCUGCUCAGAUCGAGCCCUAAGUAUUUGAUGAGUGUGGAAAACAACAUGGCGCGCCUUAUAAUCACUAACACCACAAUUAAAGACUCAGGGGAGUACUGCUGUGAAGUGGACGGAAUUGCAACACGAGCCAAGCUUGAGAUCAGAGAACUCCAGCACACAUUCGCACAAGAGUUGAAAGACACCCGUGGAGAAGAAAAGGGUAGGGCAGUUCUAGAGUGUGAGACGAGACGCCCUGCUAAGCGUGUGAAAUGGCUAAAAGGCAUGGUGGAGGUGCGGCCUGGGAGAAAGUAUGUCAUGAAACAGAAAGAUGUGGUCCUAUCCCUAACCAUCACCUCGCUGGAGAAGACUGACACAGAUAUUUAUAUUUGUGACGUCGGCACCAUGCAAAGUCGGGCCCACCUAACUGUACAAGAAGAGAAAGUUGCCAUUUUGGAAGAACUUGAAGAUAUCGAGUGUCUUGAAGGAGAUGUUGUCACUUUCCGAUGCCGCAUCUGUCCCGCCGAUUAUACCAAUGUGAAGUGGUAUUUGGAUGAAACUCUACUCUACACCAACGAGCUCAAUGAGAUCCAAGUCAUUCAAGGAGGUUACCAUGCGCUUACAUUCAAACAGCUUGCCCGCAAAGACACUGGUACCAUUUCAUUCUCAGCUGGUGACAAGCGAUCAUAUGCGUCACUGCUGGUUCGUGAGAGAAGACCCACUAUAAUUAAAGCAUUGGAGGACUGUGAGGCCGUGGAAGGAGGCGGCCUGGUGUUGUCUUGUGUCACUUCAAAACCUUGUCAUAUCUUGUGGUACAAAGAUGGCUGCUUGAUGUGGAGCUCUUCCAGGUACUAUGCCAGUCGUUCUGAAUGUGAAGCUCGCCUUACAAUCCGUGAGGUCCUGCCAAGUGACGCAGGGGUGUAUGAGUGCAGUGCUGGCUCUGUGAUGACCAGUGCUGUCAUCACUGUAAAAGCCAUCCCAGCAGAGUUUCUCGAAACGUUAAAGUUUGUUGAGGCCAAAGAAGGUGAGACAGUUACCCUGGCAUCAUCAAAUCUGUCAAGCCAGAGGACUCAGGAGAAUAUACGUGUCAAUGCCGCAACCAACGAACCUCAGCUUCCCUCAAAGUUCAUGCUAUUCCGAUUACAUUUGUUCAAGCCUUAA
Molecule: messenger RNA, 3438 nt
Organism: Knipowitschia caucasica
Lineage: Eukaryota; Metazoa; Chordata; Actinopteri; Gobiiformes; Gobiidae
Source: the annotation of a GenBank genome assembly